Phragmites australis (common reed) is the source of this 851-nucleotide messenger RNA. RefSeq lists its product as uncharacterized. Lineage: Eukaryota; Viridiplantae; Streptophyta; Magnoliopsida; Poales; Poaceae. The transcript has 2 exons. The record is from RefSeq and is a predicted model, not a curated record. Bases 116 to 610 code for a protein of 164 amino acids.
AUAAGUAACACCAACCCGUCCUUCCGCUGCCCCUACUCUGCUGUGCUGUGCUCCCAAGAAAGAGAAAGAGCAGCAAAACAGAGUAAAAGUUGAGCGUUAGUUUUCUCCCUGAGCAAUGGCGGAGGUGGCGACCAACGGAUCGGAGGUACCCGCGGCAGUUCCGGCGGCGACGGCGGCGGCGGUGUUCACAGGGCUGAAGGUGCAGGUGACGGUGCCGGCGGGGCGAGCAGAGGAGGCGGUGGCGUUCUACAAGGCGGCAUUUGCGGCGGAGGAGGUGGCCCGCUCCACACACCCGAAGCGCAAGGGUGAGGGCGAGCAGCCGGCGCUGCUCUGCGCGGAGCUGAAGGUCGGGGCGGCCACGCUCCUCGUCUGCGACCAGGCUGGCGACGACGUCCCCGCCGUGGGCAAAGAGGGAGCCGUCGCGAGUGGGCUCGUGCUGCGGCUGGAGACCGACGACGUGAACGGGGCUGCGGCACAGGCGGCUGCCGCUGGCGCGGCGCUGCUGGGGGAGGUCACCGAGGACUGCUGCGGGCUUGGCGCCACCCUCGUCGACACCUUCGGCGUCACCUGGGUCCUAGCCCCUGCCACCUCCGCCAAGAAGUGCGCCUAGGGGCCACGGCCGCCACCGGACCAUGAUUUCAGUCUUGGUCGCGGUGAUGGUCGUCGUUUAACUCGUGGCCAGGAGCGAGAAUAAACAUGUGGACUCAUUGCAUGGUAGUAUAGUAGUUAACCGUUGUAGUAGUGGUCGCUGAAUGCUGAUCUGAUGGUUGUUAAAUUUCUGCAUGUUUUAAGUCUUGGUCUGUAGUCUGAACAUUGAUGUGGCCAAUUGAUGGGAAUUUGGAACUUGGAUA